Messenger RNA from Aegilops tauschii subsp. strangulata, 777 nucleotides. The record is from RefSeq and is a predicted model, not a curated record. Lineage: Eukaryota; Viridiplantae; Streptophyta; Magnoliopsida; Poales; Poaceae.
AUGAACCCGGACAGGAAGAUGGCACUUGAGCUGUCUAUCCAUGCUUUUGCCGAAAAAAGUGAAGGGCAUGUCGUCAGUCCAAAAAUUGGCAUGGAGUUUGACUCGCUGGAUGAGGCGUAUGAGUUCUACAACGUAUAUUCAUGGGAAAUAGGGUUCGGUAUACGGCUGGCAAAGAGCAGGCUGAACGUGCAAAGAACAAGAUGGGUCCCCGUUGAAGGAGAACAGCCGUUCUUCGAGGUGUGGUUGCAGUGCAAUGAUAAGGCUGCUCCGAUCAAAGGAUGGCGGUUGAAAAUGCAUUGGAAGUCGCAUAGGCAUAUAGAUAGAUACACCAAGGAUCUUGUGAAACAGCUCAGGGAUAAUAAUGUUGGCCUCGGAAAGGUUUUCAGCAUUGUUGGUAGCUUAUUUGGUGUCACGGAGAAUGUGCCUUUUACAAAGAGGUCGUUGAAGACAUUAUGCAAGAAGCUCAACAAGGAGCAGUCGGAUUUUGAUGCUGUCAAGACUAUGAACCUGCUUGGGGAGAUGAAAGCUAAUGAUCUAGAUUUCAACUAUACCGUGCAAGUCGACGAGGAGAGCCGCAUAAAGACACUUAUGACAAACUUGUAUGAUAUGCCAUUUGGUCUCUUUGUCGGCGUCAACAACCACUUCCAGAGCAUAAUUUUCGGGGGAGCGAUGAUGAGAGACGAGAAAGAGGAAACAUUCAAGUGGAUCUUCAGGGAGUUUGUCCGUAUGGUGGGUGGGAAACACCCGCAGACAAUACUUACAGUUAUGAUUGUCUGA